Clupea harengus (Atlantic herring) is the source of this 1204-nucleotide messenger RNA. Its product is annotated as transcription factor HES-5-like. Gene Ontology annotation, molecular function: DNA binding; protein dimerization activity. Gene Ontology annotation, biological process: regulation of DNA-templated transcription. The record is from RefSeq and is a predicted model, not a curated record. NCBI's taxonomy places the organism in Eukaryota, Metazoa, Chordata, Actinopteri, Clupeiformes, Clupeidae.
UUACAGAGAGACCACAGCAGAGAUACAGCCAUGGCACCUACUGUCACUGUACCCAUGACCAACUCUACAGAGCACCUACCACUGCAUAAUAAGCUGAGAAAGCCUUUGGUUGAGAAACUGCGCAGAGAUCGCAUCAACAGCAGCAUUGAGCAUCUCAAGACUAUACUGGGCCAGGAAUUCCUGAGGCAGCAUCCAGACUCCAAGCAGGAGAAAGCUGACAUCCUGGAGAUGACUGUCCACUUCCUGAAACAGAAGCAGCAGCAGCAUCCCUCCACCUGCUCCACUGCAGCCAAUGAGGGCUACUCCAGGUGCAUGCAGAAAGCUGUCAACUUCCUGUCCCAGUGUGAGGUGCAGACACAGUCCCAGAGAAGACUGCUGAGUCACUUCCUACACAUGCUGCCUGCAGUGGACAAGAGCACCAGAGUCCAGCCUCAGCCCAGCUCUCCAGUCCGCCACAGCAGCAGCAAAGAGAAAACUCCAUGCUGCACUGCACUCUGGAGGCCCUGGUAGAGCCAUGUGGACUCUCUUACUGUUGACCAACAGAAUUCCUCUUGUCAGUCUGUGACUGACAUGGACAGUAAUUCUAAUGAUGUAGGGAUUGUGUCCCUCCUAUUCUACACGUGUAGAAAUAUUAUGGUUUGCUUUCAUGAAUGGAAAGUCUAUUCCAUGACAAAAAGUGACCUUUUAUUGACAGAUUGGCAGUUUUUUAAUAAGACAUUUUUAUUUGCAAAAGCUCUUAUUUUGGGGACAUGAACAAUUGUGUAUGUCUUUUAUAGACCAGACAAUUACCUGAAUUUAUAGCUCACUUUUCGUGAGUUCCAUAACUACAAUUAUAACUUAUAUGAAGCUAUGCCUAUGCAUUUAUACUCAAGGAUAAACUGAAAAUAAUGUAUAUAAUGUAUAAGAGAAUAUUGUUCUGUACCAUAUUCCUAAGCAUCUUUGAGUGCAACAUCUCAGUUUUGUGAGAUAACAGAAAAUGACAUGUGUUUUCAUGUGUUCAUAUUUUUCCUGCUAUGUUAGCAGUAUGUACUCUUUUUGAGUAAUAUGUCCUACCCUCUCUAUUUGGAGAGUACUGUGUUUCCUGAGGAAACAUUUGAAAAAAAACUUUGUGAAAGUUCUUGACAUUCAAGAUUGUCGUAAAUUAUUGUGUGAAAUUUGAAAGCUUUAAUUGCUUUUGGACAAUAAAUACGAAAGACAAAUCAGA